UAUGGUCAUUGGUUCCAGAAUUUUGCGCUAGGAAAACUCGUCAUCUUACAUAUGCAAGGUUUUGUUAUAUUAUCAGUGUGGUGGCAUUUUUUCUCGGUCACCUUUUUCCCCCUGUCAUGAGAGAAACUAUUUUUUACCCUAAGUAUAGCUUGCCAUUUGGUGAUUGUCACGUGACUUACACACACGUUCGUUUGCCUAGAACUGGCCUAGACAAGACGAGCACACAAUUGUCUUAUAACAAGAAAUAGCAUCAUUUUGCUAAAUUUAGCGUCAGUGCAUGCAAACUUUCCUUGGCGUAUCAAUUCAACCAGGUGAUUGGAUUUUUCAGACUCCGACUUUUUUCGUGAAAAUUUGCUUGUUUGAACGCAACAACGAAAGUAGGUCACACUGUCAGCUGUUUUCAAACAAUACCUGUAGGGGGUAGCAAGGGCUUUUUUGUUGACAGUUGGUGUUGAACUCUCAGGAGGGAGGUCUAUUGGGCAUUGCCUAAGAAAGUUUACCGGAGGACAAAGCAGUGUCCUUAUUUAACCUCCUUAGAAUUUUAGUACUGAAUACUUGUGGGAAAAAAUUACACAGAGGAAAAAGGAUCUGUUCAUAGAAAUUGUACAGCAAAAAGGAAUGGGGGAUCCACCAGAAGAGGGACCUACGCCUUUCUUGCCUCUCGUUGGAAUACAUAUCAAUCCUAUGGAGGGGCAGAGUUUUUCAUCCCAGUCUGAGGAAUCACCAAAGAAACACCUUUUGCCUUUGCCAGAUGCACCUUACUCUGAGGCUAGUUCGGCCAACUCUUUGAACCCAAUCUGUCGAAUAUGCCAUAUGCCAGACACAGCCCAGGAUGCACUGAUCUCACCGUGCAGGUGCUCAGGAACCCUUCAGUUUAUACAUGUCACAUGUUUAAAGAGAUGGUUGGAAGUUUGCUCACGCAAGACUAGGAAGCCACCCAAGUGUGAGCUGUGUCAUUACCAGUUUCAUCGGCACAAGAAGUUCAAAUGUAACCACUUCAGACUCCCGAGGGUAAAUGGACGAGACAAAAUCCUCCACAGCGUCUUUCUCAUCAAUGUCAUUGUCAUGCUGUCCUGUGCAGUCAUUACUGUUAUGUGUUUUCUGUCAGAUAAGGGCCAGAUCAGCAAAUUCCCUCGCAACAAAGUUGACUUGACAACAGAGGAGAUAGUUACCCUGAUUUGUGGGGUUUUAUUUUUCGUUUCCUUCUUCAUUGCCAUGUCAGUUCAAAUCAAAGCAAAACAUACAGUCUACCAGCUGAUCGUUAAGUUUAUAAUGCAGAAUAUGCAGUGGGAGAUUGAGGAGUACGACAAGGGCAAGGAUUGUGAAGAUGUUCAAGGCCAUCCUGUGCUGGUGUGACCUUUUGGGAAACUAUACAAAUACACUAUCUGUAUGGAAGUAUUACACCUUAUCUCAAUGAUGGAUUGACAUACUUUAUCUUAAAUUGCUACUUAUAUUUAGGGGGUGGAAAAAUCAUCCUGAAUUUCAAAUUUUAAUUUGAAAUUCUCAGUAUUUCUACAGACACUAGAUCAUAUUGGGAAAUAUUAAGAUCUGCCAAUUUGUAUGGGCAAGCUCUCCUGAACAUACUUGAUCAGGGCUAUAAAGGCUUGUCUCAGAUUUUAGUAGGGUAAGAGGUAGAUCAGGUAUAUAGCUGACAUUAGCUUGAGUUUGUUAAACCUUGAUUGCUUGUAUAUCUGCACAGUUAUCAGUUUUCUUUAAAUGCUGUCAAAGCAGUUGAAGUCCACAUAUAUCAAGGACAGUGGAAGUGCACAUUGCAUGUAAGACUUUGUAUAAGUAUAGAAGUUAUAUAUGAAGGUGCACCUUGGUGACAAAAUAAUCUGUUCGUUCCUGAUAUCAUAGUGCUCCCAUAUGUAGUUAGUUUGUUGUGCUUGAAGCCAGCAUCAAGCUUUUGUCACAGGUAGUCACAAUGAUGAGUCAAGUCUGUUUUUAUAUCAUGCUUAUAUAAACAAUGUAUGAAGUAACAUGGGUUAAAGGUAUACUAUAGGCAUUUGGAAAUGUCCCAAAGUUACAAUUUUAUGUCUAAAUAUCCUGCAGAGGUACUAAUCUUCUCCAAUUCAGGCCAUAGAAAUGAUAAAAUCCCUCAGAUAAAAGUUUGAUGUUAAUGUAUCCUUGUUGAGAAGACAUAGCUGUCUUAACUAAGCCAGAUUUAUUUAAAAGUAACUUAUUUAAUAUGAAAUGGCACAAAACUUUGAAUUGGUGUGCAGGGAUAGGCAAGCAAUGAUUCCUGAAUAAAAUGAGAUUUGGCAUGAAAACCCUAUAUAGAAUACCUUGUACUUGUUUACAGGAGGUGGUCACCUUGUUCCGCAGAGCAAUGCUAGGUUGUUUUUUUUUUAGUUGAAAUAAUGUCCAUUCAUUGAAAUUCUGUCAAUUUUGAUAUACAUAAAGCUCUGUUUUGCUGAUGUUCAUGUUGUUUUAGCAUAUGAAGUACGAUGUGUUAAUUUUAGAGUGAGCACAUUUAACAGAUGUGCAACCAUGAUAUUUAGAAUACCCACACCUGACUGAUUAAGAAAAACAUUGCCUGUAAUAAGCACAAGGAGUUUUAUAUCCUGUUUUGUGAGUGAUAAGAUAAACUUUAUAGGUUUCAAGACUGACAGUGAUUGCUACAAGAGGUUUGCACUUAAUUGAGGCAUAUUUUGAAAUGGGAUAUUUUCAAGGUCAAGUGACACAAGUUCUAUUUUUUCUGGAAUGUAAUACUUCAAAACAAAAUAAGAGCAUGGUAUCAAAAGAGGCGAAAAUCAUGAUAUUAUUUUUUUAUGCUUUUGUUAUGAGUCCAUUGAAUCUUGUAAUGAUAUUGUCACAAGAUGUCUUUGUUGAAUUUUAAUUUCAUUGUAACAUGAGCUUGCUUCAUUAUAUUAUUGCUUUAAGGAAAGACCAGCAUCACUGUAUAUAGAUUUAAUGGUAAAUGCACCAUUUUGUUGUUAUUACAGAUUUACUCCUUGCCUCAUAAAAAAAUUAAAUAUUCUUGACAGCUUAUAAAAAUUAGUGAUGUUAUACAGUGAAGAAGGCAACUACAUGUUCACAAAUGCAUAAUAACAUGUUGCAUGGUGUUUUAAUAUGAUUUUAAAGAAAACUAUCAGUAGGUUAUAACAGCUUGUUUUAUUCCCUACAUAUAUUCCAGGAUAUGUAGGAUUAUGAUUAUAAUGACAAAAUGCAAUAGAAAUACUUUGCACACAUCAGAUAGAUUAGGCAUUUCUAUGUAAAAACCAGCACCCAUGCCAUACCCAUUUUGUUUAUUAUAUACAGGUGUAUUUUUCCUGUCUAAAAGCUUGCCAAAGGAAAUGAUACUCUUAAAAAGCCUUAAGCUGUGUAAUUCUUCAUUAUUGCUUUGCCUGAAAGGUUCCAUAAAAUGGACAGAAAGGAUGGCUAAAUUAUUUGAUUUUCUUAAACCAUAGUGGUGCUACUAUACAGAUAGAUCUGUGAGAAUAACAGUUUUGCUAAAUAUGAUUCUGUUUGCUUUGAUGUGAUGUAAAUAGCUGAAACGGUCAUGAUAAACCACUUCUGUUCCAAAAAAUAAAAAACUGUAAUUCAGUUGAUUUAGUAUAAGAAUGAAUCACAAGGACCAACAGCUAGUUUUGGUACUUUCUUCUGUAGGAAGUAUUUAUGACCUCCGAGUGGUUGCAUUACCAGGAUUAACUGAAACUUGAUUGUAAUUUGUAAGAGUUACUGCAAAUGAUGGUGUAUUAUUUGCGGCUCAGAUACCCUGAUUUUUUCAGAGGUGGGUUUGUAGUUAGACCGUGAAUACUGUGAAGGUUACCAAACUGUAAAUAACUGUAACAUUUUUUUUUUUCAUGCACAUGGAAGCAUUGGGACUUUUUUUCUUGUUUUUCCAAAUGAGUGUGCCUAAUUAUGAAAAAGACUUCAUAGGACUGCUGUUCACCAUAUGUAUAUAUAAUAUUUACAGUGGUUUUGACUCUUAAACACCAGCAAAUACCACACCUAACACCGUCAAAAUUAUUUGUGUAGUUCUUACAACUAUAGCAAGCUUUGCAAUUGUAUUUGCUCAAUAUUUUCACUGAUAUUUCCCAGAGCAGCAAACAAAACAGCCUAUGAAACUUAUUCGGCUGCUGGGCAGUCACUCACUCAUUCAUACUUUCUUAGUAUCUUUCAGUAUAUUGUUAUAGAUGUUAGACAAUUGUAAAUAGACAUCUUGGGAAUACUAGAUCAUGACUUUUAAUUAUUCUUAGAAGUUUUAAAUGGAUUUGCUCUAUUUUUAUCAUUAAAAUCUUAAAUAAAGAACAUGCUUCA
This is a messenger RNA of Lingula anatina, 4263 nucleotides long. Its product is annotated as E3 ubiquitin-protein ligase MARCHF4-like. Lineage: Eukaryota; Metazoa; Brachiopoda; Lingulata; Lingulida; Lingulidae. The record is from RefSeq and is a predicted model, not a curated record. Gene Ontology annotation, molecular function: zinc ion binding.